Molecule: messenger RNA, 702 nt
Organism: Salvia hispanica
Lineage: Eukaryota; Viridiplantae; Streptophyta; Magnoliopsida; Lamiales; Lamiaceae
Source: RefSeq, a predicted model, not a curated record
GCAAGUAAUCGAAAACCUCUCAGUAUGAAUCCUUACUCGCAAUUUAGUCUCUCUGAAUAUGAGUUUGUUGGUGCAGAUGACUAAAUCCACUAUAAUAACUGAUGCAAUCACGUACAUCGAAGAGCUGAAAACGACCGUGGAAGAACUAAGCAACCAUCUCCUGGAAUUGGAGGAGACUAGCGUCGAUGAAGAGAAGAUCAAACUGAAGGAGAUUGACGAUGAGAAAGAGAUGAAGAAACAUGGAAUAAAAGUAGUGGAGGCUGAGGUUGAGGUGAACCGUGUCUGUGGGACUAAGCUAUGGAUACGCAUCGUGUUCCAGAAGAAGAGAGGCGCGCUUACUAAACUGAUGGAAGCGAUUACCUUGCUCGGGAUUGAUCUCAUUGACACCGCCAUUACUACUUCCAGAGGAGCAGUUCUCUUCACCUCAUUUGGUCAGGGAAUUCGUGGUGGACUGCCGGAGGCUGACCAGAUGAAGAUAUACUUGUUGGAGAUCAUAAGGAGCAUCUAGAGAUAUUAUAACCGCGAUUAAUUCGCAUUGAUUGAUCAUUAAUCCAUCCAAUAAUUAAACAAGUUUUGAGAUUGAGGUGUUGAAAAACAGAACAAGUCCAAUACUAAACACUAAUUCUGGACAUGGCCAUUGUAUUCUUCAAUAUUUUUUCUGGUAAAAGAAGUGAACAAAAUCUUAUUUGUUUGCAGUUAUUA